Parnassius apollo (apollo) is the source of this 552-nucleotide messenger RNA. The record is from the annotation of a GenBank genome assembly. Lineage: Eukaryota; Metazoa; Arthropoda; Insecta; Lepidoptera; Papilionidae.
AUGUGGGGUGAUUCUCUGUUAAUUGUGUUCAUUUCAAUAUGCACUGCUUUUCUAGGAGAAGGAUUAACAUGGAUACUAGUUUACAGAACAGAAAAAUAUCAAAAGCUUAAAGUUGAAGUUGACCGUCAAAGUAAAAAGCUGGAAAAGCGUAAAGAAGCCCACGGUGACUCCUUAGACAAGCAACACAAAAAGAAAAUUGAAAGAGAAGAGGAAAGACUUAAAAAUAAUAAUAGAGACCUUUCUUUGGUGAAAAUGAAGUCCAUGUUUGCAAUAGGAUUUGCUUUUACUGCACUUUUGAGUAUGUUCAAUAGCAUAUUUGAUGGGAGAGUUGUUGCCAAACUACCAUUUCAUCCUAUUUCUUGGAUUCAAGGAUUAAGUCAUAGAAACCUUCCUGGAGAAGACUACACAGAUUGCUCCUUCAUUUUCUUGUACAUACUUUGUACUAUGAGCAUAAGGCAAAAUAUUCAGAAAUUACUUGGAUUUGCUCCAUCACGAGCUGCAUCUAAACAAGGCGGGGCAUUGUUUGCAGCACCUGCAACUCAAUUUAAAUAA